Messenger RNA from Phlebotomus argentipes, 1764 nucleotides. Its product is annotated as paired box protein Pax-3. Gene Ontology annotation, biological process: regulation of transcription by RNA polymerase II. Gene Ontology annotation, molecular function: DNA-binding transcription factor activity, RNA polymerase II-specific; RNA polymerase II transcription regulatory region sequence-specific DNA binding. The record is from RefSeq and is a predicted model, not a curated record. The transcript is spliced from 4 exons. Bases 203 to 1639 code for a protein of 478 amino acids. Lineage: Eukaryota; Metazoa; Arthropoda; Insecta; Diptera; Psychodidae.
UCGAAGAUAUUCGCCCUCCGUGUACCGUUCAGUGUCUCCUGUCAGUGCCUUCCUCCUCAGUUGUGUCGCAUCUUAGUGCCAGCGAGUGAUUAUGAAAUUAUGUAAUUAAUAAUUGUUAAUUCAUCAAUUGAGUGUUCACUUGUUUGCCAGACGUUGUGAUUCCCGUGAUCAAUUGGAAGCCAGGGCGUGAUUGUGUAAUGCAAUGGAAGCCACGGGAUUUGAUGAGCAUAUUUUCAGUGAAUUUCCCGACCCACUCACACCCAUAGGAAAACCCAUGCAAGAUCAAGCUCAGCUUAUACCGCCUGCUAACACUUCAGUUCAGGCCAUGCUGGGUCAACUUGAUCCCCAAAUGCCAGGACAUCAUACACCCGAGUUGGCGGGCCAACAGCGUCUGCCCGAAGUCCACAGCCUCUUCCCCGGCGGCUCCGCAAAGAUGGAUCACUACAAGAAUAUUGAAUACUCGAGCACGAAGUUGGGUUCUUAUUCACCCAAUGGCAAAGCUGUCGAGUAUGCCAACGGGAAGUUGGAUUCCUACUCCCCGGGCAGUAAAAUUGAGUUCCUGUCCAACGGCAAGAUGAACUACUCUCCAAACUCGGAUAUGGAGUACACUACCAAGAUUGACUACGAUAUCAACAUGUUCCAGCAACCUCAACCCAUAGACUCCACUAUGAGACCGCACAAUGGAAUGCAGUGCAUCAAGAGGAAAAACGAAGAGGGAUCAAGUCCUAAUUCCACCAAUAAUUCCGCCAUUGCUGGACAUGGAUCAGGGAAUACGGGUGGAUCAGAACCGUCGCCUGCGGCAAAAAAGAACGAGAAGAAGAAAUCGGAUCCCAAUGGGAUUAAAAAGAAGAAGACCAGGACAACUUUUACGGCGUAUCAACUUGAGGAGCUAGAGAGAGCCUUUGAGCGGGCUCCAUAUCCAGAUGUCUUUGCGAGGGAAGAACUGGCUUUAAAACUAAACUUAAGUGAAUCACGGGUUCAAGUAUGGUUUCAGAAUCGACGGGCUAAGUGGCGCAAGCGAGAACCACCUAGGAAGACGGGAUAUAUAGGCUCCAAUAGUCCUUCGACUCCCUUAACAAACUUGGGAGCACCUUUUCCCACUUUCGCACAAACACCCGCCGCUGUGAACUCACCCGGCAGUGUGGACAGUUGGACAAGCUACCAGUCGCCGUACGAGUUGAGCUCACACUUUAACAUCUUGUCACCGGCUUCGAGUCCUUAUGGCUCCUUUUCAGGCCAAUACGGCUCCUACGUCCAUGAUAGUCAACUUUUCCCCGUCCGCCAACACUUUGACUAUGGCAGCCCACCUCGAGGCGGCGGCGGCGAACUGGACGAUGGGCAGCAGAAGAGUAACCACUAUGUCACAAUAGACGACAAGUACGACACUCAUUGCCCCCCAAAUGGAGUGCCCAAUGGGAAGUACAUCGAAACGGAGAAUAAAUUUAUACACACGAUGGGGACUAUGGACGAGUCCAAGUACAAUGUCAAUUGCCAAAUGGAGGAGAAUGAGAUGAAACCUCAGUACUCCAGCAACUCCACACUGAUCAGUUGCCAUCCGGAUGAUAAUGCUACGAUCAGCAUUAACAAAUCCGAGGACUCCAUCACUCAGAGCUUCGUUUUGCCCUCCUUUCUGCAUUAGCAUCAUCGUUCAUCGCAGUAAUUUACGACAUGGAUUAUAUUCAUUGCAAUACUCUUAGAUGGAAAUUGUCGUUUUUACAUAAAUAGAAUCUUCUAAGGCUCAUUAAACCAAGUAGAAAACACAAA